Molecule: messenger RNA, 1680 nt
Organism: Rangifer tarandus platyrhynchus (Svalbard reindeer)
Lineage: Eukaryota; Metazoa; Chordata; Mammalia; Artiodactyla; Cervidae
Source: the annotation of a GenBank genome assembly
AUGCCAUUAGUGAAAAGAAACAUUGAUCCUAGGCACUUGUGUCACACAGCACUGCCUAGAGGAAUUAAGAAUGAACUGGAAUGUGUGACCAACAUUUCCUUGGCAAAUAUAAUUAGACAACUAAGUAGCCUAAGUAAAUAUGCUGAAGAUAUAUUUGGAGAAUUAUUCAAUGAAGCACAUAGUUUUUCCUUCAGAGUUAACUCAUUACAAGAGCGUGUGGACCGUUUAUCUGUCAGUGUUACACAGCUUGAUCCUAAAGAAGAAGAAUUAUCUUUGCAAGAUAUAACAAUGAGAAAAGCCUUCCGAAGUUCUACAAUUCAAGAUCAGCAGCUUUUCGACCGUAAGACUUUGCCUAUUCCAUUACAAGAGACAUAUGAUGUUUGUGAACAGCCUCCUCCUCUCAAUAUACUCACUCCUUACAGAGAUGAUGGUAAAGAAGGUUUGAAGUUUUAUACCAAUCCUUCAUACUUCUUUGAUCUUUGGAAAGAAAAAAUGUUACAGGAUACAGAGGAUAAGAGGAAGGAAAAGAGGAAGCAGAAGCAGAAAAAUCUAGAUCGUCCUCAUGAACCAGAAAAAGUGCCAAGAGCACCUCAUGACAGGCGGAGAGAAUGGCAGAAGCUGGCCCAAGGUCCAGAGCUGGCUGAAGAUGAUGCUAAUCUCUUACAUAAGCAUAUUGAAGUUGCUAAUGGCCCAGCUUCUCAUUUUGAAACAAGACCUCAGACAUAUGUGGAUCAUAUGGAUGGAUCUUACUCACUUUCUGCCUUGCCAUUUAGUCAGAUGAGUGAGCUCCUGACUAGAGCUGAGGAAAGGGUUUUAGUCAGACCACAUGAACCUCCUCCACCUCCACCAAUGCAUGGAGCAGGAGAUGCGAAACCCAUACCCACCUGUAUCAGUUCUGCUACAGGUUUGAUAGAAAAUCGUCCUCAGUCACCAGCUACAGGCAGGACACCUGUGUUUGUGAGCCCCACCCCACCACCUCCUCCACCACCUCUUCCAUCUGCCUUGUCAACUUCUUCAUUAAGAGCUUCGAUGACUUCAACUCCUCCCCCACCAGUACCACCCCCACCUCCACCUCCAACCACUGCUUUGCAAGCUCCAGCAGUACCACCACCUCCAGCUCCUCUUCAGAUUGCCCCUGGAGUUCUUCAUCCAGCUCCUCCUCCAAUUGCACCUCCUCUAGUACAGCCCUCUCCACCAGUAGCUAGAGCUGCCCCAGUAUGCGAGACUGUACCAGUUCAUCCACUCCCACAAGGAGAAGUCCAAGGGCUGCCUCCACCCCCACCACCGCCUCCUUUGCCUCCACCUGGCAUUCGACCAUCAUCACCUGUCACAGUUGCAGCUCUUGCUCAUCCUCCCUCUGGGCUACAUCCAACUCCAUCUACUGCCCCAGGUCCCCAUGUUCCAUUAAUGCCUCCAUCUCCUCCAUCACAAGUUACACCUGCUUCUGAGCCAAAGCGUCAUCCAUCAACCCUACCAGUAAUCAGUGACGCCAGAAGUGUACUUCUGGAAGCAAUACGAAAAGGUAUUCAGCUACGAAAAGUCGAAGAGCAGCGUGAACAGGAAGCUAAACAUGAACGCAUUGAAAAUGAUGUUGCCACCAUCCUCUCCCGUCGUAUUGCUGUGGAAUACAGUGAUUCAGAAGAUGAUUCAGAAUUUGAUGAAGUAGAUUGGUUGGAGUAA